Messenger RNA from Puccinia graminis f. sp. tritici CRL 75-36-700-3, 1150 nucleotides. RefSeq lists its product as uncharacterized. Lineage: Eukaryota; Fungi; Basidiomycota; Pucciniomycetes; Pucciniales; Pucciniaceae. The transcript has 9 exons. Gene Ontology annotation, biological process: endoplasmic reticulum unfolded protein response. Gene Ontology annotation, cellular component: Hrd1p ubiquitin ligase ERAD-L complex; endoplasmic reticulum membrane. Gene Ontology annotation, molecular function: misfolded protein binding; ubiquitin-specific protease binding. The record is from RefSeq and is a predicted model, not a curated record. The coding region runs from base 181 to 846 and encodes 221 amino acids.
AGGCCAGCGACAUCUCCCUCUUCUCCACGCGGGUCCAGAGCUGUGAACUUGUGGAAGUCCAUCACACACUGUGCUCAACAACUCCGACACCACCACUUAUCCAAAAAAGCCUCUCCCCGCUGACUCACAAAGGACCUCAACAAACACACUUAUCGUCCUCGUCUCAACGAAAAAAAUCUAAUGGAUUGGGCAGAUUGUCCUCCGAUUACAAAGGUUUAUUUGGUAGGGGCGUUGGCGGCCAGUGUUGCAGUUCAAUGUCAUGUCGUAACUCCUUACCAGCUUUACUUCACAUAUCGAGCUACAUUCGAACAUGGCCAAUUAUGGAGAUUGGUGACCAAUUUCCUGUACUUUGGACCCCUGAGUCUCGACUUCUUCUUCCAUCUAUUCUUCUUUAUGAGAUAUUCGAAAAUGCUGGAAGAGAAUACUUAUCAUGGCCAUCGGGCAGAUUAUGCGUGGCUACUGAUAGUGUGUUGCACCCUUUUACUGCUUCUCUCGCCGCUAUCACCAGCCCCGUUCCUGUCGGCCCCAUUAAGCUUCACGCUGGUGUAUCUAUGGGCCCGACUGAACUCGAACGUCCGUCUGUCGCUCUUCGGCGUCAUCACCAUCUCCGCGGGCCAUCUGCCAUACGCCCUCGUCCUCUUUAGUUGGGCUCUCUCCAGCGGCUACCAUGGCGUGAUCGGCGACCUGCUGGGCAUCGCCGUCGGCCAUUUCUGGUAUUUCUUCACUGAGAUUUGGAAACGUGAACUCGGUAGUGGAGAGCGGAAUUGGUUGAAGACUCCUGAUAUCCUGGUUCGACUGAUCGAUGGUCCUGAAGCCUUGAUACAGGAGGAAGACGAGCAAGAAUAAAAAUGGACACAUCCUCACAUACUAAAACUACCCUAUCUCAAAUCCUCCUUACUAUUCUUUGUACUGUUAUUCUUUUCUCGCUCCUCUUAAGAAUUACACUCGUCAUAUAUAUAUCUGGAAUUGUUCAUACCCUCCCCACCCAUCUGACUUUGCUCUUGUGAUAUUGUGUAUCGAUUCUCUUCCUCCUUAAUUUCAUUUAGCCUCUUUCUUCUUGCUCUGAUCAAUCUUCCUUUUUUUUUCUCAACUAAAUCUGUUUUUUUUUUUUUUGGUUGCAAUAAAUAAAAAAAAAGUCUGCAUACAUAGA